AUGAGUGAAUCAUGUAGUGAAGAAAGAUCGAGUAUAAAAUAUAGCAAUUAAGAUAUUUAAAAACAAAAGGACUUGCCAAUCAAAAACAAUAACUUGUAGGAUGAAAAAAAUACUUUCAGAAAAGAAGAAGCCAAAAACAUUUUUAUAAAUAAUUAACAAAAUGUGAUUAAUAAUGAUUAGGCCUACAAAUCUUAAAUUAAAAGCUAAGAAAAUUAAGACAGGACUAGAGAUCAAAUAUUAAUGUCUCCUCAUAGUCCUGUUAUGUUUUCUAUUGAUAAAGAUAUAUUAAAUCUGUCAUAUAGCUAGUAAAUUAACAAAGAUAGUUAGUUUUAGCUAUUCGAUAAGAGAGAUUAGAAAAAAGGGGAUAAUGAUCGCAUAAAAAAUGACACAUUAAACAAAAACAAUAUUUAAAGUUUAAAGCAUAAUCUUUAACUAAGUAAAUUAUAAAGUAAUAAUAAAACAUAAAGUGAGAAAUUUGAAAUAAGUUAAUAUGGAAUGUAUGAUAGUUCUAACUUAUAACAACAAUAAGCAAAGAAAUUUAUCAUUAAAAAAGGAAUUGAGUUUUUAGUUAUAAAAAAUGUUAAGAAGUUUAUGUCUAAUAUUAAAAAAAAAUCAAGAAGUCUUUUAUUUAAAGCCUUAUCCAAGCCUUAGUUUUCGCUGAUAAAUGAUGCAUCUUCAAGCUAUGACUACUAUUUCGAAAGUGGAUAUUUCAAUUUAAAUGACAGAACUAUAACCCAAAAAUUGUUUUACAGAAUUGGAGUUGAUAAAUUCAUUGAUAGAAUAUCUCAUAUUAAGUUGCUUUCUUACAUAAUAUAGCCAGAAUCUUUUUUUAAAUUAGCAUGGGACAUAUUCAUGGUUUUUUUUAACAUAGCUUUUAUAGCUUAUGUUCCUCUUUAUCACGUUUUUUUAGAGCUCUUUCCUGAACAUUUUAAUUAAUAUGCUCUUUGCAUAAAAAUUUGUUUAGUGAUUCUUCUACUUGAAAUAUUUGUUAAUCUUAAUUCUGGAAUUUUUAAAAAUGGAUUAGUCAUUAAAGACAGGGCUUAAAUACUCAAAAAGUAGUAUAAAAAUUUGAUCAAAGAUAUAUUGAUAUUUGUAUUUUUGAUGCUUUCUAUAAAUGACGAUUAAGAUAAUCCUCUUAUUUAUUUUAAUUACGUGGUUUUUUUAAAAAUCAGUGAUAUCGGUAGUAAAUUAGAAGAGUUGGAGUCAAAAUUUAGAUUAAAUGACACCAUGUCUAAUUUAUUCAAGUUAUUUAAGCUUUAAUUUUUUAUUUUUUUUAUAGCUCACAUUAUUUGCUGUAUUUUCUUGAAAAUUGGAUUAACGUAGUCAGGUCAGAGCUGGAUCAUAUAUUACAAUCUGCAGUACGCUAAUUUCUAAGAAUAGUAUUUAAAUAGUCUCUAUUUUUGUUUAAUAACCAUGACAACAAUAGGGUAUGGAGAUAUAACACCAAAGACAAUAACUGAAAAAUCUUUUAUUCUUGUUGUCAGUGUGAUAGCAUGUGCGAUAUUUGGCUACACUUUCUCAUAAAUAAGUGAAAUUGUUAAAGAUUUAGAGAAAAAGAAGAAAGACUUUAACAGAAAUAUGUAAAUAAUUAAUAGAGAAAUGAAUAAUAAAGGGAUUAGCAUUACACUCUAACACAAAGUGAGAAAAUAUUUUGAAUAUCAAAAAAAAGUGGAAGAGAGAAAAUCCUUUAUGCAAGCAGAUAUGAUUGAGAAUUUGCCAUAAAUUCUUAAAGAGGAGGUUUUACUUGAUGUAAACAAAUAGAUUCUGGGAAAGCAUUACAUUUUUUCUAAAUUAAGCCUAGAAUGUAUGCAAGAAAUAUCUUUAAUUUUUCAUCAAAAAAAGUAUUUUCCUGGAGAAGUUAUUUUUAAUGAAGGUGAUAGAGAAGAUAAUUUGUAUUUCAUAUGGAGUGGAGAAGUAAAUAUAACAAAGCAAUAUUAAAGUGAUAGUUCUACUAGCUAAGAAACAACUUUAAGAAUCUUAAAAAAAAAAGAUUUCUUUGGAUAAGUUGGUUUUUUUAUUGAUAACCCAAAUCCUUACACAGCAAAAGCUAAAACUUUUUUGAAUUUGUCAUAUAUCAAAAGAAUUGAUUUCUUCAACUGCCUUUAAAAGUAUCCAAAGGACUAUGAGAAGAUUUGCUACAUUAGAGAUAGUAUUUCUCUUUAUAAGCAAAUAUCAUUUUUGGAGACUAAAUGCUUUUCUUGUGGUGACUAUAAUCAUUACUUACAAUAAUGUCCUUCUGUUCAUUUGGUGGCUUCUGUUAAUUAGAGAGAGUUCAAAUAGUUUGUUGGUUCUUAAGAUAGUUUUCCUACUUCAAGAAAAUUAAAAAAAUAUAAUGCUUUAUAAUAACUUGAGAGAUUUUACAUGGAGAUAAUAGAAUUUUGGAAUUAGAAAGUAAACGAAGGAGGAGAAAGUGAGUCAAUUUUGGAUGAAAUUAAUGAAAUCUUGGAGAAUUAAAAGAAUAAAGGCUUUGAAAUAAAUACAAUAAAUUAAAUAUCAGAAUAUAGUGAUGAGAAUUCUUCUGAUAAACUGGAACAAAGUAAAUCAGCAAAAUAGAAAUAUACAAUAAAUACCUUUAGCUCCAAAGAUAAACGAAAAUAAAAUAGUUAGAAUAAUUACAAUAGCAGUAGCCAUUUUGGUAGUCAUAGAAACAUUAAUAAUUAAAAUAAUUUUUCAAAUUAGUUAAAUGUAAAAGAGGAAAACAUAGAUAUCACAUCAGAGCAAUCAAUUUAAAAUAUACAAGAACUCUAGUUAAAGAAGUAUGAAAAAUUAGACUCAGAAAAUAACAAUGAAUCUCAAAUUGAAGUUUUUUAGAGCAAUUAAAACAUAGGACUUUCUAAAACAAGUAGCAUUAAUGUGAAAAAACCUUGUAAAAGCGAUCUUUCAGUUUUACCUGAGGCUGAUGAUAAUAAUUGCUCAAUAUAACAAAUAAAUAAUUAAGAUUCAGUAUAAUAAAAGGAUGAUUAGUUUCUUCCCUCUGUUUCGUUUACUUAGAAUAUUAUUUUAGAAAUUCAAAACUAAAAUAAAUUAUUAAACAAAGAUGAGGAUUCGAAUAAUUCAAAAUUAGAAUAUUAAGAUCAAAACACUUAUAAUAAAAAAAGCCCUUUGAAAAUGUCAUAAAAUAACGAUCAAAACUAUUCUAACAGAUAAAUUUCUAAUUAAUUUGAGUAUCUUAAAGAAGAAGAUAUAGAUAAUUCAUAGACUUUUCCUUCUUAAUCAAUAAUUCAUAGAAAAAAUAUGGCUGUUAAUAAUUAUUUAGCAGAAAUAAGAGCUCAUAAAGCUUAAUUUAUGUAAGAUGAUUCUCCUUAUAGAAUAUCUCCUUUGUAUGAAGAAUCUUUUUCAAGCAACUAAAUAAAUUCGCCUUUAAGAAGGCAUGGACACUUAUUUAAAAAAAACUAAGUGAAAAAAUAACCAAGUAUUGAGCUAGAUAUUUUCUCGCCAGAAGCUAAAAUCAGAGAUGGACAAAGGAAAUUAACAAAACGUAAAAGUUUGUUAAGUAAGCAAGUAUUAAUAAUAGAUAAUAACUAAAAUGUGUAUUAAAACAACAAUUUAAAUUAUUAUCAAACUCAAGCAGAAGAAAUGUAAAGUUAAAGAAAAAUAACAAUCAACAAAGGAUCUUCAGUAGCAAAGUUAAAAGAAUCUUUAGUAAGGCAGAGCUAUGAAAUGCAAAUGCAAAAUGAAUAAAUAAUUUAAUUAAAUACUCAAAAUUUGAUAAGCUACAUUAAAUUUAUGUAAGACAACAAGCUUAUAAAUCCUAUUUUAGAAAAUAAAACUAGUAGCAUAGUAGAAUUAAGUAAGAAAAAAAAGACUACUUAUAUUCCUUACCUUGCAGCUAAUAGCGAUUAUGAAAUCAACUCUGCUAAUUAAAAAGAAGAAAAGAUGUAAUCAAGCAGAAAUAUAUAAAACAAUAGAAAAAAGCUGUCCAUCACAAGUAGUUUAAAAUAGAAAGCUGAAAAAGUUAACUUUGAAAAAGGUAAAACAGGAUUCUAUGGAGAUAAAAAUCAGUUUUUCCCUGUAAACGAAGAAAUAGUUAAAAGGAAUACUUGUGAAAUGGACAUUAAUUUACUUAUUUAUAGAAAAUAGCUAGUUUGGAACUCUGAAAUAUAAAGGCAGAUGAAUGGUAUAAUAGAAUUAGAUGAAGAAGACGACAUAGAUGCUCUAAAGAGCUAUGAAAUAUAUUUUCCAUAAGGCAAUAUAGAAAAUGUCCUAGUAAAGUACAAUAAUAAAUAAACAUAGUUACUUAAGAAAUAGAUUCCUUAAAAAAGCAACAAACUAAGGCAUGAUUCAAAAGCUAGCAUUUAUAAAAUUAGAGAAACUCGUUUAAGUAAAAUUAUAUUGCAGUAGCCUUCUUUUGCAGGAAGACAAAGCAUUUCAAAAAAAUUUUGA
Molecule: messenger RNA, 4383 nt
Organism: Tetrahymena thermophila SB210
Lineage: Eukaryota; Ciliophora; Oligohymenophorea; Hymenostomatida; Tetrahymenidae
Product: cyclic nucleotide-binding domain protein
Exons: 9
Biological process (GO): potassium ion transmembrane transport; regulation of membrane potential
Molecular function (GO): zinc ion binding; nucleic acid binding; voltage-gated potassium channel activity
Source: RefSeq, a predicted model, not a curated record